GCGCGGGCAGAGCACGGGUCCGGCUCCCCUCCUGCUCUCGGUCGCCGGCGGCCCGCGUGGGGCCGGUCCCUCCUCGCAGCCCCUUCUCCCGCCGCGCGGCACCGUAACGGGGUUUCCCUGCAGGCGGGAGUUGCGCCUCCCCGGCCGGGGCGAGCGGCUUUCAGUCAGGAGCGCGGCCGCCGUUGGCCUCCGCAGCGGCAGGGCGAAGCCGCGGAGAUGGAUGACGAACCCGAACGGACCAAGCGCUGGGAAGGAGGCUACGAAAGAACAUGGGAAAUUCUUAAAGAAGAUGAAUCCGGAUCGCUGAAAGCGACCAUCGAGGACAUUCUUUUCAAGGCAAAGAGGAAAAGACUCUAUGAACACCAUGGACAAGUUCGACUUGGAAUGAUGCGUCACCUUUACGUUGUUGUUGAUGGAUCAAGAACGAUGGAGGACCAAGAUUUAAAACCGAACAGACUUACUUGCACUUUGAAGUUACUGGAAUAUUUUGUUGACGAAUACUUUGACCAAAAUCCUAUUAGUCAGAUUGGCUUAAUUGUAACCAAGAGUAAAAGAGCUGAAAAAAUGACAGAACUUUCAGGUAACUCAAAAAAGCACAUAACUGCUCUGAAGAAAGCAGUGGAUAUGAACUGCAGUGGAGAGCCAUCUCUGUAUAAUUCCCUAAAUUUGGCCAUGCAGACUUUAAAGCACAUGCCAGGACAUACAAGCAGAGAGGUUUUGGUAGUCUUCAGCAGUCUGACGACAUGCGAUCCAGCCAACAUCUAUGAUCUAAUUAAGUGUUUAAAAGCAGUUAAGAUCAGAGUAUCUGUCAUCGGCCUAAGUGCUGAAGUUCGAGUUUGUACAGUACUUGCCCGAGAAACUGGUGGAACAUACCACGUUAUUUUAGAUGAAAGUCAUUAUAAGGAACUGCUGAUGCAUCAUGUUAGUCCUCCACCUGCCAGUUCAACUUCUGAGUGCUCCCUUAUUCGAAUGGGUUUUCCUCAGCAUACUAUCGCUUCUCUAUCUGAUCAAGAUGCAAAACCAUCCUUUAGCAUGGCGCAAUUGGAAAACAACAGUGAGCCAGGUCUUACACUGGGUGGAUAUUUCUGUCCCCAGUGCAGAGCCAAAUACUGUGAACUUCCUGUGGAAUGCAAAAUCUGUGGUCUUACGUUAGUGUCUGCACCUCACCUGGCUCGGUCUUACCAUCACUUGUUUCCUUUGGAUGCCUUUCAGGAAGUUCCUCUGGAAGAAUAUCAGGGGGAACGGUGUUGUCAAGGCUGCCAGGGAGAAAUGAAAGACCAAAAUGUUUACAUAUGUAAAGUGUGUCAGAAUGCAUUUUGCGUGGAAUGCGAUUUGUUUGUUCAUGAUUCUCUGCACUGCUGUCCUGGCUGUAUUCACGAGCACCCUGCUCCCAUAUCUGUAUGAUGCCAUCUCUUUUAGAAAUUGUCGUAUCUAUGUCAUUCUUGCAUAAAUCUAUUUUGUUUAUUCAACCAUAGCUUUCACUGAGGCACCUCAAAACAAGAAGGACCUAGAUGAUUACAGAAGGAUGAGCACUGGCUUGGGGGCAAACUUUUAAUUUUUACCUAAUGUAUUAAUGAUUCUGUUACUGUUAAUAUAUUCUUGAAUUAUCUGUAUCUGAUUUAUUAUCUUUGUUCUUGUUUGAAAAGCUCUGGCUUUGUCUGAAUGUUAUUGUGAGUAACAUGUAUAUUUGUAAAUGUGAAAGUGAUAAAACUGGUUUGUGUGAUAAUGUGGUGAUGCAUCUUCGUUUCAUU
Molecule: messenger RNA, 1751 nt
Organism: Aptenodytes forsteri (emperor penguin)
Lineage: Eukaryota; Metazoa; Chordata; Aves; Sphenisciformes; Spheniscidae
Product: general transcription factor IIH subunit 2
Exons: 15
Coding region: 217-1404 (395 amino acids)
Biological process (GO): regulation of transcription by RNA polymerase II; nucleotide-excision repair; DNA-templated transcription
Cellular component (GO): transcription factor TFIIH core complex; transcription factor TFIIH holo complex
Molecular function (GO): zinc ion binding
Source: RefSeq, a predicted model, not a curated record